GGCCUAAAGCAGUUUUAGCCAUAAGCAUUUAACAGUAUACUAUACUUAGUCACUUGUAGAUUUAAUUAUAGACGACCGGAGUCAACUUAAGAUCGAAUUCUGUAGUUUUCGAAAACUAGACAUCUCAAGUUAUUCAUAAUCUUCAUUUCUUAUCUUUCCGUUCGUGAUGUAAAAAUAUUGUGAUCUGUUUGGUAUUGAAUAGUCUCAGUAAACGCGGCAAAAAAAAUAUUAUAAGACAAUUUGGUAACUCUUUAAAAUAUACUCCUUCCACUCAAACGUUUUGGGUGAAUACAGAAGAUUCAUUAUUGUCAAAUAUAGUGUCAUAGCUGCCAUACCAAACUGCUCGACCAAUGGCGGACUCCAGAUGCUGUUUCGGGUGUUCUAACGUGCGCAAGGGUGCGUGGGUGAUAUCAAUUUUCGACAUGUUAAUUUGUAUAAUACUCACGGUGCGAGCUAUUACUACGCUAAACAUCACCCCAUAUUCGCAUUCAUCAUACCAUGUAAAAGCGUAUUCUUCGUAUGAUGAUGGAUCAUCUAUCUCCAGCGACCAUCGGGUUCAACCAUUGGAAAAAGAUUUCAACCUAUUUAGUCAACUAUUUAUUAUUUUUCUAUUUUUCUAUGUCAAUUUGAACCUAAAGAAGGCCACUUUUAUACGUAACGCUCAAAGUAUCAGUCAGUGGUUGGUGAUUAACUCAAUAUUUUUUGUUUUCUUUGUUCUCUUUAUUGGUUUUACUACAGUCAAAAAUGCAUCACCUGAUAUAAUUCCUAUUGGAAUUCCUGUAAGCAUUGUUGUAGUGUACCAGAUUUAUGUGGUGAAAUGUUUCCAUGAUGAUGAACUUAAUGCUAUAACUCCACCUACAUUGCAUACCACACCAUAUGUAACCAUAACCAGUCAAACCCUUCAGACCCCAGUCUAUCCUGUUCAAGGUGGACCUUAUGUUAUUCAACAAGUCCAUCAGCCCAUUACACAAGCUCCUUAUCCUCAGCAAACGUACCAGUAUCAGCCACAACAGCAAACUUCUUCUCAGUCCCACGUGACUAUGCCUGUGCCAAGCCAACAAAGCCUUCAGGAAUAUUGUAACCCACCGCCGUAUUCACCAAGUUAUAAUACACAAGAAGGCCCUUCCGUGAAACAAUAAUUAUACACUAAAAUUAUUCAAUUCAUUAUCUUAUACAAUUAAUCCAAAACUUUUUUAUUAUGAUAUGUACAUUUCUGACUAUCUUGUAUGUGUUAUGUGUUGAAAAGUACAAAUUGUUUAUUGUAUACAA
Molecule: messenger RNA, 1269 nt
Organism: Myzus persicae (green peach aphid)
Lineage: Eukaryota; Metazoa; Arthropoda; Insecta; Hemiptera; Aphididae
Exons: 7
Coding region: 351-1139 (262 amino acids)
Source: RefSeq, a predicted model, not a curated record